Molecule: messenger RNA, 6331 nt
Organism: Salvelinus fontinalis (brook trout)
Lineage: Eukaryota; Metazoa; Chordata; Actinopteri; Salmoniformes; Salmonidae
Product: immunoglobulin superfamily DCC subclass member 3-like
Exons: 13
Coding region: 1-2169 (722 amino acids)
Biological process (GO): axon guidance; cell-cell adhesion
Cellular component (GO): axon; plasma membrane
Molecular function (GO): protein binding
Source: RefSeq, a predicted model, not a curated record
AUGCUCCCCUUCUCUCUCCCAGUGUUGGGCAGAGCCUCUGAGCUGGCCUUCUUGAAGGAGCCCAAUGAUGUCAUCGCCGUGCGUGAUCGGCCCCUGAUGCUGGACUGCCAGGUGGAAGGGGAGGGGCCUAUCUCUGUGAUGUGGCGGCGCAACGGAGUGUCCGUUCCCACUGGGCCGAAGGCUAGCGUGUUGACCAACGGAACUCUCCUGAUCAAGAGCUUCCAGAAGAGGAGAGAGAGCAACGAGACGGACGCUGGGGAGUAUGACUGUGCUGCCCAGAACCACUAUGGCAUGUUGAUCAGCCGCAAGGCCAGGGUUCAGCUGGCAUCUCUCCCUAAGUUCCACAUACACCCAGAGUCCAUGUCGGUGGAUGAGGGUGGCGUUGCCAGACUGACCUGCCAGGUGAACGGAAUCCCAGAGGCCAGCAUCUCCUGGGAGAAAAACAGAACUGCUGUGAAUACUGACGAUAACAGGUCCACCAUCCUGCCCACAGGGAUCCUGCAGAUAACCGGUGUAAGGCGGGCUGACAGUGGUGUAUAUCGCUGCGUAGCCACCAACAUCGCUAACACUCGCUACAGCCAUGAGGCCCAGCUCACUGUCACUGGUAAGAGAAGCACUCCACGGAUCUACAAGGAGCCGGUGAUUCUGUCGGGUCCUCAGAACCUGACCAUCACUGUGCACCAGACCGCCAUCUUGGAGUGCAUUGCCACUGGCAACCCUCGACCCAUCGUGUCCUGGAGUCGGCUGGACGGGCGCUCCAUCGGGGUGGAGGGUAUCCAGGUGCUGGGUACGGGGAACCUGAUGAUCUCAGAUGCCAACCUGCAACACUCUGGGGUGUACGUGUGCUCUGCCAACCGCCCUGGCACCAGGAUGAGGCGUACCGCGCUAGGCAGACUGGUGGUGCAGGCUCCUCCUGAGUUUUUGCAGUGGCCGCAGUCUGUCUCCAGACCAGCAGGUAGCAGUGCAGUGUUUACCUGUAUGGCCCAGGGAGUCCCCGAGCCUCACCUCAUCUGGCUGAAGAACGGCAAAAUCCUGACGCCUGGUGACAACGUCAAGCUCACCAACAAUAACAGCACGCUGGCGGUAACGCGCAUCACCACGGAAGACGAGGCCAUCUACCAGUGUAUUGCUGAGAACAGCGCUGGCACCAACCAGGCCAGUGCACGCCUGGCCCUCACCCAGUCCACGGAGUUGCCAGAGGCCCCUCAGGACCUGACUGCCACGGCCCUGUCCCCCACCACCCUACAGCUCACCUGGGCCCAGCCUGCCCCAGAGGUCACCGACGGCAUAAUCGGAUAUGUGCUGCACAUCCGCAUGUUGGGUGAGCCAGACAGCAAAGAGCUGCAGGAGGCUGUCAGUAAGACCACCUUCCAGCAUGACUUCACCACCCUGGAGCCUGCCACCACCUACUCCAUCUACCUCAAGGCCUACUCCCCUCUGGGAGCCAGCCAGCAGUCCAGCACUGUGGUGGCUACAACACUAGGGGGCGUACCCAGUUCUCCCAGUUUCUUCACCAAGGUGCUGAACAAGACGGCCAUGCAGGUGUUCUGGGAGCUGCCCAGUAAGUCGGGCAAGGUAGAGGGCUUCAAGCUGUCCUACCGCGAGGUCCCCCAGCCCAACUUCCAGGGGCAAGAAGCCUUUCCCGGUCACAUCAACACCCACACCAUCUCCCAUCUUGAACCCACUGCUGUGUAUGAGAUCCAACUGGUGGCCUACAACGGCAAUGGGGACGGCACUGCCAACAAGCGUCUGGUUUCACUGGCUGAGAGUGGUACCAGCGCCAAGACCAGCACCGGUGGGCAGAGCCCAUGUAACUGCAAGCAGGAUGAUGAGGGGUCCAUGACUGGCAUUGUGGUGGGAAUCCACACUGGCAUGGCAUGCAUCAUUUUCUGUGUGCUGUUCCUCAUGUUUGGCUACCGCCGCAGCUUCUUCUGCAGGAAGGGGAUCCAAAAUGGCUGGUCAGGGCCCCGAGGAGGGGACAGGAACCAGCGGGCUGGCCCACCAAAAGAGGGGGUGAUCCGCAUGCCCGAGGUCAUUGAAUUAGUGCCUCAGAGAUGUGACUCUAUCACUGCUCCAGUGAUGGUUGUUAAGGGUCAAGCCCCCCCAGCGCAGUGCCAAGUCCUCAUCGAGCAGCCCCAACCAUGCCAGCCUGGCACAGGCACCGGCUAAAGCACCCAAACACCACUCCACUUACCUCCCCCAACCCCAGUCCCCUUAGCCUGAGAAAUGAAUGGCUGGUUUAUGGUUCCUCCACCUCACCUGCCCACCAACGCCUUAGCCAUAGUCUGCCUAUUGCAGCGUCCAGCCGUAGUUCUAGCAGUGAAUGAGAGAUUGAGAAUGAAACUGAGAGUAAGAGAUGAUGUGUUGAGAACUUCUGUUGAAUGUGCAAUACCACAAAGGAAAAAAGGUAUUUUAUAAUAGCUUCAGGUAAAAGUAGUACCAAUCUAGUCAUGAGUAACUAUUGAGAUGUUAACCCCAUUUCUCUCUUGUGUCUUUUACACCAAAGCUGAAAGCCUUAUUUUAACAUUUUAUUUUUAGUUCCAUGGAAAUGUAUUGAUAGCCAUAGAGGAAAUGGGCACAGACCAUUUAUUAUUCAAAAUGACUCAUUAGGUAAAAUGCUGCUGGCUCAUCUCUGAAGAUAACUGCAAUAUUACUAUAUUCCUUAUAUUUUCGAUGUGGUAUUGGACAUUGUGCAUCUUCUUAAAACCAAAACCCAUAAAUAACUUAAUUUAAUGUAAUUUUAAGUUAAUGGCCAAUGGUGCCAUUUUCAGGUUCUGAUAGAUAUACUGAGACCUUUUAUCAGUUUGAACAGUGAACGUGGCUCUCAGAUGAUUAGAUGUUGAGUUUGAGUCAAUGGAUGAGAUAGAAAGUCUAUUAGUGUUAUAUUGAGGCCAGUACCAAAGUGAUUUCUCUGUUCAGCUUGUGAUACAGUAGAUAUAGUGAAUGUUUUCAGUCGAUAGGUGUUCUCUGGUUAGCUCCACAAGAUUGUAUCUCAGGGCUACGUAACGUGGUCAGCUUUAGCCUUGCCGAACCUGACUGAGUUGAUUGUUUGUCUCACCGUGUUAGCCUUGAGGCGGGCCGGUGUCGAGGGAUCACAGAUUCAGCCAUUUUUGUUCAACCCCCUAUCCCAAACUCUUUGUUAACUUUCUGCUCCCCCACCAAAACGUUUUACCUCCAAAGAUAGCUACCUCAGCCUGACGAGAACGUCAGAGCUAUCAAGGUAACCAUUUUGCCUGUCGUGCUGCUGGUCAAGCAUACCUACCUCAACCAAAAGGGUACUUCUGUGCCCCCUUUUCCUUUUAUUUUUGGGUGCCAAUGCCAGUCCUGUGCCAGCUGCCACUCAUUGUGUUCAGAGGGUGGUACACUCUUUCUAUUCCUUCCUGUCAAGAAAAGCAGGAGACCUUGGAUUGUGAUUGAAUGUCACUUGGCCCCUCUUCUACCCAGAAUGUAACUGGUUGGAUCUGUGGGUUUGCCAGUUCUCUUAUGUUGUUUGACAUUGUAUAAUUCCUGAUCACCGAUGUUCUGCUUUAAUCGCCUGCCUGCUUCUAACCCUGCUAUUGGGACUCAACACCUUGUCCAAACCCUGAACGUCUGCCUUAAUUUAAAGCGGUUCAUUCAGAGUUGGGUCACUUCAGCUACUGACAUGCAGUAUGGAAGCACAUGGAUAUGAUUCAAGUACAUGUUCUACCUCAGACUCAGCAGCUUCACAAACGGGUGAUGGAGAGACAACCAUCAUUGAUGAUGUCACAACAAGCUGUCUCGGAGCCCAGCGGUGGAGCACUACAAGAACAACAGACAUGUCUCCUCAGUCAAACAGGGAAAGAAAGAUGAAUGUCUCUUUAUUAAGGCACCACCUGCUGCUGCCAACACCAUCUCGUCUCACUGGAGGAAGACAUGACUCAGAAACGUGCAACAGGAAACAAAGUUGGAAGCCUGACAGAAAGUGAGCGAUAAAUAUGAACGCACAGCAUUUUUUCAACUUUGAACAUUGCAUGAAAGUAUGGACUUUAAGGAAUAUAAAACCCAAGUUUCACCAUUCUGUUAUGGAUGAAUUUGCUGACUAUUUUGCCCUUUCCUGCAGAAUUCCAAAAUGUAAUUAGUUAGAAAUGUAUAUUGUUGCUGAGACGGCCAUUUUCAGGAAGCUUUCUGUCACCUACUAAAGGUGAUUGGUUUGCAGUGCCUCAAAUACCUUUGUUGUCAUGGGAACCUUCUGUUCAGCAGACCAUGGUUAACUUUCUUGAGUGACUAAUUUGUCUUGUAUUUUGUCUUCAUGUCUAUUCAUAUUCAAUUCUUACCUCACACUUACCGCACGAAUGACACUAGCUUUUACUGUAGACCGCUGUUUCAACAAAUAUUUCCAAAUAUUCUAUGAAAACCAAGUCGAACGAUAUCCAAAGAUGAAUGAUUGUUACGGUUUUCAGUCUUUCCUCGAUUAACCUUUUUUUUUAAAGUUGUUUUCAGUUGGGUUCCUGUUUUAAGGGGCUGCCAUUCGUCAAUGACGAGACAAACUAAGAAACACAAGCAACUUCCAUAAACAGCUUACAUAAACCAAAAAACAAAUUACAAUGAUAAUUCAAGAAACCACCUGUAAUACUGUAAAAUGUUCACAGAUAGUUUUUCAUGUGUCUCACUGGCAGACCACUUGAGGCAUGGAAUUCCACAUAUUUUUAGUUUCUUUUCAACAUAACAUUUUACUUUGAAAACCGAAAAUGGGAUAUAUAUAUUUUCAUAUAUUGUUACAAGAAGGAUGGAGUUGAAAUUGCCAAAUAACUGUCCUUUGAAUUAUAGAAAUACUAUGACCAUAUUCUAACAUUUUAAAUAACUUCUGUUCCAUUUAUUAAUGACCUAACCACAGGAAUAUCCGUGUUGUGAUAGAGCACCGCCUUUCCCCUUUUUGUAACUACUGAAUAAAAUUCCAGUCAAUUUGCUGGAGAUACUCGGGCAAGUGUCCAUCAAGCAUAAGAGGAUUCCAUAUGUUGUAACUGUUUGAAUGGCUGUGAAAAACUUUAUGUCUCUGUUGUGUGUGGAGGUCCAUCUUUCAUUGCCAGUUUCUGAAUCUAGUAUUCUGUGCAGAAUUGGACUAGCUACCGCUACAUACCCUAACAAAGUCACAUAGUGCCACUGUCCUCAAGGUUUUAGUUCAACUGUAUCACUGAUACCAUCCUUUUCUUUUUACUGGGAAUAACGGAUCUAGCAUUUUUUGGUGGCAGUAUGAUAAGUGUGAUACCAAAAGGAAAAUGAAAAACAUUAUGGUCUAUAUUUUAUUAUUUGAAUAACAAGACAUAAGUUGACCCAAUAUUUCUUUGAACAAAACAAAAAAUGAUAUGCUUUUCUUUUUAUAGAACAUUUCUUCUUCAUUCAUUUUAUAUAUGUUCCCUCUCAAGGUUGUCCUGCUGUGUAUGGGAAAUCUUGCCAAAAUGAAGACGUUCCUUUUUAAAAUGUUAUUAUUGUUAUUAAUAUUAUAAUUAUUGCCGUUUUUGGAUUCACUCCCUUUCAUUUUGAUUUUCAUAUUGGUUGGCUCUUUUUGUUUCUGUUUUAUUUGUAGUUGAAUGAUGUGAAAAUGUUUGCUAGAAAUGUGAGAAUUCUAAAUAGAACGGUGUGUUGUCAGCAAAAGGUAGUGUAAAAAACUGUAUUUUGACAUUGAAGGAAGGAUACCUCAAACUGUCUUGUAAAUAUCCAAAUGGAUAUUUCCUCUCUUAACUACUUCAGCAGCAGCUCAGCAACAACCAUGUUAAGUUAAUUUGCAAAGAUGGACACUUGCCAUACUAAAGUAAGCCAUAUAGGAGUUUUCCUAAGCCAUAAUUUACACUACUGUUGUGUAUUACAGUCCAUACUUUGAUAUCAGGUCACUGAAUUGUAACCUAUCAACUGAGUACAGUAUUUCUUGAUGCCAGACGCACAACCUACCUGUUGCUAAACAUUCACACAUACUAGAAAACACAUGAAAUGUAGAGAAGUAGUGAAUGAAUGCUAGAACCAAUGAAAAAAUAAAUGCUUUAAUGUUCAUACUUUUCAUUUCUCUAAAAAAAAAUAUUUUUGUGUUUCAUAAGAACCCCCCCCCCCCCAAAAGCUUUAAACUGCUUUUAAACUAGUUACAGACCAGAUGAAAGAGAGGAAGACGUGUAUGUGUACCAUUAUAGCACAACUAGAGACCACUACAAAUGGAUCAUUGUUUGGUUAAUAAUUGAAUUGAUCUAAGAUCACAUUGUAGUUGUUUUUGUCCCUGACUUUUAUACCAUAGGUCUCUGGUUGAUAUGACUGUUUGAAUAUGUCAACUGUUUCUUUAAGUUUCUCCUUCUUUCAAAUGAAAUGACACCUGUAAACCAAAUAA